AUUGGCUGUGUCUUUCUUGUUCAGCGACUCGAUGCUUCUCUCUCUCUCCCUCUGUGUGAUCAGUGGGUGAGAGGGGGGACGGAGCUAUCACACAGCGGAGGAUACAGCGUGCGCCUCCGAGUCAUCCUCUCGUUGGCUCAUCUCACUGUUUUCUCCACCUCUCCGUUCCCUGCUGGAUCCCUUCUGGGUGGUGGAGGGGGGGGGUGGUUAAUUAAUAACACGACACCAUUGAGUCAGCCUACGGCCGUAGAGUUCUGCUCCAUUUCUCGGCUGUUCUGAAUGACGGGCGGACGGUUCGACUUCGACGAUGGAGGAACAUACUGCGGAGGGUGGGAGGACGGCAAAGCCCACGGACAUGGCAUCUGUACCGGGCCAAAAGGCCAGGGCGAGUACGCCGGCUCCUGGUCGCACGGCUUUGAGAUAGUGGGGGUGUACACCUGGCCCAGCGGGAAUACGUACCACGGCUACUGGUCCCAGGGGAAGCGGCAUGGACUUGGGGUCGAAACCAAAGGGAAGUGGACUUACCGUGGCGAGUGGAGCCACGGAUUCAAGGGUCGCUAUGGACUCCGACAGAGUCACAACACACCUGCCCGGUACGAUGGGACGUGGAGUAACGGGCUACAGGACGGGUAUGGGAUCGAGACCUAUGGUGACGGUGGUACAUACCAGGGCCAGUGGAUGGGCGGGAUGCGGCAUGGAUACGGCGUGCGCCAGAGUGUUCCCUACGGCAUGGCAACGGUGAUCCGUUCUCCGCUCCGUACCUCUCUAGCGUCCCUACGCUCCGAGCAGAGCAAUGGUACCGUGCUCCAGGACCUCUCGGGUGACACACCCACCGGCGGCCGCGGCGGGUUUGUCCUCAACUUCCACUCGGACAGCGAGGUGGUCACCGGGAAGAAGAAGGGUCUGUUCCGCCGCGGGUCGCUGUUUGGGAGCCUCCGUCGGCUCCACAAGUCCGAAUCGAAGUCGUCCAUCUCCAGCAAGAGGAGUUCGGCGCGCAGCGACGCCGCUAUGAGCCGCAUCAGCUCCUCCGACGCAGACGCCAACUCCACCAUCUCCCUGGGCGACGGAGAGCUGCCGGAAGAGGACCUGCUAUUGGAGGAUCACGUGGACGCCACCACCACCGAGACAUACAUGGGGGAGUGGAAGAACGACAAGCGCAACGGGUUCGGCGUCAGCGAACGUUCCAACGGGAUGAAGUACGAGGGGGAGUGGCUGAACAACAAGCGCCACGGUUACGGCUGCACCACCUUCCCCGAGGGGAACAAGGAAGAAGGGAAGUACAAGAAUAACGUGCUGGUGCGUGGAAUAAGGAAGCAGUUGAUCCCUCUAAAGAACCCCAAAACCAAAGAGAAGGUGGACCGGGCCGUGGAGGGGGCGCGGAGGGCAGCGGCCAUCUCCAGGACGAAGGUGGAAAUAGCAGCUUCCAGGACGGCUCAUGCCAGGACGAAGGGAGAGGCAGCAGACCAGGCAGCUCUCUCUGCCGGACAGGAUUGUGACAUCGCUAGGGCUGUCGCUAGGGAGCUGUCCCCAAAUUUCCACCAACCAGGUCCUGAUUAUAUCAAGCAGGCGUUCAUGGAUCCAGUGGAGAUCCCCAAGGAUCCUCCUGAAGAGAAGGAGAAAGACAGCCCUACCAGCCCUGCCAAGACCCCCGGGCCCACCCCUCCCCCAUCGCCCCACAGCAAGAAGAGACAGCACAGCAACAGCGUCUCCACCUCCGCCUCCCGCAAGACCAGCAAGGAGGAAUCAUCACACAGCCGCAAGGUCAGCAAAGAGGAGAAGCCGGGCCUUAAGAGCAGCAAGGACGAAUCAUCACACAGCCGCAAGGUCAGCAAAGAGGAGAAGCCAGUCCGUAAGAGCAGCAAGGAAGAGCGGACGAGCAGGAAGUUGAGUAAAGAGGAGAGGGUGUCCAUCGCUGCCGAGCCACCCACAGCCGCUGCUCCCUCUUCCCAUGUAAUACACCAGGAUGCUUCAGCCAAAUCCCCCAAGACCCCAGAGCCCGGCCCCACCAACGUACCACCUCCCCAGGCUGCUGCUCCGCAGACGGUGGCGGGUCCUGGUAACGGAAUGGGACAGCUCCACUCCCAGUAUCAUAGCUACUACGUCAAAGCCCCCUCCAGGGGACCCUUGCCCCCGGAACCUGAGCCUGAGGAGGACGAGGAGCCCAGUCAACUGACCCUGGCACGGAUGGCCCCGCCACCCCCCAAGUCGUUCCGGAAUUUCAAUCUCAAGCCGACGCCCACAGGUGAGCAGAGCAAACUCAGGAAGCAGGAUUCGCUGAAACCAAAGAGCCUGGCAGAGACCAAGAAGGCCAGUAUGGAGAUGGCUGACGGGCGGGGCGAGGAGAAUGCUCCUAACUCUAUCCUGGUUGCUAUGGUGAUGCUGUUGAAUAUCGGCCUAGCCAUCAUAUUUGUCCACUUCCUGACAUGAUGGUCCUGUGUCUCAGUGAUGCCGUGGCAACUGGUGCAGUUGCGUCUCCAGCCUUUUAAAAAUCAAAAUGGUGUCAGUCAGACUCGGAAGCGGCCACAGGAGCAUGGACAUCAGCUUUGUGACACGGGAGAGAAACAUGAGAGGCAGGAGAGAAGGACCCGCAGGCUGUCCUGGGCCGUCCACAGACCUGCCUGAUCAUAAUACUCUCCUCUGGGUUCUGUUAAAGAACAACGUGAUAUGUCUGAGGGAGAAAAAACAGUACAACAGAAAAAGUCAACACAAACAUACGAACACACACACACGAACACAAACAUACGAACACACACACACGAACACAAACAUACGAACACACACACACGAACACACACACACACACGAACAUACACACACGAACACACACACACGAACAUACACACACGAACAUACACACACGAACACACACACACACGAACACACACACACGAACACACACACACGAACACACACACACGAACACACACACACGAACAAACACACACGAACAGACACACACGAACACACACACACACGAACACACACACACGAACACACACACACGAACACACACACACGAACACACACACACACGAACACACACACACGAACACACACACACGAACACACACACACGAACACACACACACGAACAUACACACACGAACACACACACACGAACAAACACACACGAACAGACACACACGAACACACACACACACGAACACACACACACGAACACACACACAUGAACACACACACACGAACACACACACGAACACACACACACGAACACACACACAGGAAAAUAUGAAGUCAUUGAAAUACACAUGUCUGCUGACCCAAGCAGUGAGCUCUCUGCUCGUGCAAGGCCACUCCUUCUGUUCUUUUAAAUCAAAUCAAAAUUGUAUUGGUCACAUACACAUAUUAGCAGAUGUUAUUGCUGGUGUAGCGAAAUGCUUGUCCUGUCCUUCUGUCCUAUCCUGGCAGGAACACAGAGGGACUGACUGACUGACUAACUUUAACCGGGCCAAUGUGGAGAUGCACUUAUAGAUGACAGGAGCUAACAGCUGCCUUACUAUUUUACCCUCUGACGUCUUCAUGGGGAGAUGUCAGCACGGCAAGGCCAGAGGACUGAGAGAGGUGCGCGUUCCAACGUUCCCACAUUCUGAGUUCUGAGGUUCCAGUGUUCUGAGGUCCCAUUGUUCUGAGGUCCCAGUGUUCUGAGGUCCCAGUGUUCUGGGGUCCCAGUGUUCUGAGGUCCCAGUGUUCUGAGGUUCCAGUUUUCUGAGGUCCCAUUGUUCUGAGGUCCCAUUGUUCUGAGGUUCCAGUGUUCUGAGGUCCCAUUGUUCUGAGGUCCCAGUGUUCUGAGGUCCCAGUGUUCUGAGGUCCCAGUGUUCUGAGGUCCCAGUGUUCUGAGGUCCCAGUGUUCUGAGGUUCCAGUGUUCUGAGGUCCCAUUGUUCUGAGGUCCCAGUGUUCUGAGGUCCCAGUGCUCUGAGGUCCCAGUGUUCUGAGGUCCCAGUGUUCUGAGGUCCCAGUGUUCUGAGGUCCCAGUGGUCUGGGGUCCCAGUGUUCUGAGGUCCCAGUGGUCUGGGGUCCCAGUGUUCUGAGGCCCCAGUGUUCUGAGGUCCCAUUGUUCUGGGGUCCCAGUGUUCUGGGGUCCCAGUGUUCUGAGGUCCCAGUGUUCUGAGGUCCCAUUGUUCUGGGGUCCCAGUGUUCUGGGAUCCCAGUGUUCUGGGGUCACAGUGUUCUGGGGUCCCAGUGUUCUGAGGUCCCAGUGUUCUGAGGUCCCUGUGUUCUGAGGUCCCAGUGUUCUGAGGUUCCAGUGUUCUGGGGUCCCAGUGUUCUGGGAUCCCAGUGUUCUGGGGUCACAGUGUUCUGGGGUCCCAGUGUUCUGAGGUCCCAGUGUUCUGAGGUCCCUGUGUUCUGAGGUCCCAGUGUUCUGAGGUUCCAGUGUUCUGAGGUUCUAACCAUCCCUUGCUGCAGGAAAGCGGAUGCAUCGAACGUUAGCUGUCAGUGCUAGCGCGGUCACACGCCAGUCUUACUCUGUUAACGAAUAACCAUUCAUCACAGCUUCCUUUAGCUCCUCCCACCUUCACCCAGGAGACCUUUCUUUGACACUCCCUGUGCAUUUUUGUUGUUGUAGCUUUAGUUUUUUGUUUCUUUAUGUUGGUUACCUGCAGUUAUAGACUAGUUAAAAGGAAGGCAAACUAAUACGGAGAGACCUUUUUAUUUUUGGACUAAUCAUAACGAUUUUAUUUCAUCAUAAUGAGAGAAUUCUGUCCUAAUUUUAUUAAAUGUGCAAUAUGAUUUAUUUUUUUUAAAGAAAGAAUAUAUAUUUUGCCAACAAAAGGUCUAGUCUAUUGAGCAUUUUAACUGUUUUAAAAUCUUGUUUAUUUUAUUGUAUCAUACAACAGGAAAGACAAGCCUAAUUUGACUAGAUGGGGGGGCAAGCAGAUUGACAGUAGGAUUUGAGGAAAGAAGCCACACUGUGUAGCAAGCCUAAGCUAGCUCUGUGUGACUGAAAGAUGAAAAGUCUUAUAAAUUAUGUCAUUUAUUGAAUCAAAGGAUUACAUUAUUAUUAUUAUUAUUAUUAUUAUUAUUAUUAUUAUUAUUACACAAUUGUGCAUGGGAUUUCGUUGACAAGUUACUUUAAUUAUCUUUGCUUCUGAUGUUAAAACCACUAAGCUGUGAAGAGGAGGGAAAAUCAGUUGGUUUAGUCAAAUUAAAAAACACCUAUUGUUAGUCCCGAGGGCCUAAUCUCUGCUUGCAUGUCUUGUGAGACUGGAAAGUAAACGUCCUUGAAUUGAUUCUCAAAAACAAGAAUUGAUUCCAGAAUUGAUUGUAUUGAUUCUCAGAAGAAACUUGGUAUUGAGUGUAUUCAGGUUGAAUUGAAGGGGGGGAUAAUAUGUGGUACCCGUGGUUAUGUGGUUAGGAGUGAUGCCUUUGAAAAGUCUUGAACACUUCGACCUUUACCUUUACCUCAGAAGAAGAAGAUAAGGAGAGGGUGGAUGGAGGGGGGGGGGGGGGGUGGAAUAGACGGUCGGUAAGAGAUGAAGUCUGUGUCUUAAUUGUUUUGUGUAGGAAGUGACCGGACUGUUGCAAUCAAAGGGAGGUGAGUUAUAAAUGUGCCCCUUACAUUUUAACCAGUAGUAGUCUUUGUUGCAGGUAAAGCAUGAUUUUUUUUUUUUUUUUUUUUAAAUAUAUAAACAAAUGGAGUACGUAUAUAUUUAACAGUUUCUGUUAUCCACUUCAAAUAAUUGUUAUUUAUGUGUUCAUCAUAUGAUUGAUAAAUACACUGAGUGUACAAAACAUUAAGAACACCUUGUAAUAUUGAGUUGCACCCCAUUUUGUCCUCAGAACAGACUCAUUUCGUCGGGGCAUGGACUCUACAAGGUGUCGAAAGUAUUCCUCAUGGAUGCUGGCCCAUGUUGACUCCACAGGGAUGCUGACCCAUGUUGACUACAAUGCUUCCCACAGUUGUGUCAUGUUGGCUGGAUGUCCUUUGGGUGGUGGACCAUUCUUGAUACACACAGGAAACUGUUGAGCAUGAAAAACCCAGCAGCGUUGCAGUUCUUGACACUAAAACCGGUGCACCGGGCAUGUACUACCAUACUCCGUUCAAAGGCACUUAAAACGUUUGUCUUGCCCCAUUCACCCUCUGAAUGGCACACAUACACAAUCCAUGUCUCAAUUGUCUCAAGGCUUAAAAUUCCUUCUUCAACUCGUCUCCUCUCCUUCAUCUGAUUGAAGUGGAUUUAACAAGUGACAUCAAUAAGGGGAUCAUAGCUUUCACCUGAAUUCACCUUAUCAGUCUAUGUGAUGGAAAGAGAAGGUUGUUCAUAAUGUUUUGUACACUCAGUGUAGAUAUGUACUAGUUUAAAGUUGUUUGGUCCUUGUGAAAAAGGGCUUGAAAAGUGGCAAGAUUGUGUUUAUUGCAAUUUAGUUUUUAGGAUACUACUAGUUUGCAUGGACUGUUGAAGAAACACAGGAUAAAGCUCUGUACUUUGGGAGACUGCAGGCUUCUUCAGACAUCGACUGAUCUUUAGAUUCUGAUUGGUCCCACAGUGUUCAUUCUGAUUGGUCCCACAGUGUUCAUUAUGAUUGGUCCCACAGUGUUCAUUCUGAAUGGUCCUACAGUGUGCAUUCUGAUUGGUCCUACAGUGUGCAUUCUGAUUGAUCCUACAGUGUGCAUUCUGAUUGGUCCUACAGUGUGCAUUCUGAUUGGUCCCUACAGUGUUCAUAUGCAGUCCGUCACAAUAGAAUGACAUGUAUGGCAAAGAAAAAAUGAUGAAACAUUUCUAACCAUUUAAAAAACAAAUAUAAGAAAUCUCAAGACAACUUUACAUUGUGUUGAAUCUGUCUCGUUCUCAAAACUGUAGGAACCACAUCAAUGUGCUGAAGUUUGCUACACCUACCUGAUAACAUAACAACCCUUAUCAUUGGAGAUGGCCUCUUUCUUUAUUUCGUCCUCUGUUUUUACAGAGCAGGGUGAGAGCUGUAAUCUAUGAGGGGUUAAAACAGGCAGAACAUGGGAUGUUUAAAAAUAUAUAUAUUUAAAAAAAAUACAUUUUAAAAAAAAAAGCAACAUUGCAUGUUGGAAACCUUUAUAUAUAGAUAAGAUAUAGUAUUUGUAAGGAUUUUUACAGAGCAUAAUCCAGAAACUGGUAUGAGUUGGUAUUUUUCUAACGAUUUGCACACCUGUAUUUUGACAGCGGCUAUAACAUGUUUGUAACGGGUAUUGUAAUGCACAUACAGUAACAUUUGACAGUACUAAAAUCUUUAUCUGUAAUUGGCUGUAAUUUAUGUAUCAUUUCAACCUGGACUCAGGGGGUAGACGUAACACAGUAAACGAAAAUCCGGGACGCUCCAAUUAGUAUGAUAUAUUGCGUUUGGUAUGGUAUGUAUUCAUUUGUGAAUGUCCAUCAUCCGUUUCAUAUGACGUGUUACGAACUCCAAUUCUUAUGAUGUGUUACGAAUCUCAAUUUGUUGUGGCUAACUUUAGCUAGUUGGCAAAGUGGUGCUAAUGCUAACGUUAGCUAGGUGGCUAACGUUAGCUAGGCUAGUGGUUAGGGGUUAAGGUAAGGGUUAAUGUUAGGAGUAGGAGUUAAAUUAAAGGUUUAAGGUUAGGGUUAGAAGAAGGGUUAGCUAACAUGCUAAGUAGUUGCAAAGUAGCUAAAAAGUAGUAAAUAGAUGCUGAUUAGCUAAAAUGCUAAAGUUGUCUGUGAAUCGAAACUAGACGGUCACGUUAUAUGCCUACCCAUCUAUCCCAACCCACCACCCUCCUUUCAUCUUUGCCUUAAGUAACCUUCUGUCUUAUGGAACCAUACCGAACGUAGCAUAGCAUACUAAUUUGAGUUUCCCAGGUUUUCCUUUACUAUGUUACGUCUACUCUAUGAGACCAGCCUGAUCAUUUGGGGACGGGGCGGCGGGGGGGACAAGAUCAGAUUCUACUUGUUUUGACUGUUUUACCAAACGAUGAGGAACUGUGUGAGACGUUUGAUAUCUCAAAGUAUGGUUUCACCUCACUGAUUUGUGCAGUCUUUGGAGAUGUAUUUCUGUGUAUAACAAUAAAUAAGUUAUGCCUUGUA
Molecule: messenger RNA, 8031 nt
Organism: Salvelinus fontinalis (brook trout)
Lineage: Eukaryota; Metazoa; Chordata; Actinopteri; Salmoniformes; Salmonidae
Product: junctophilin-1-like
Exons: 7
Coding region: 280-2427 (715 amino acids)
Cellular component (GO): junctional membrane complex; plasma membrane; endoplasmic reticulum membrane
Source: RefSeq, a predicted model, not a curated record